Chironomus riparius is the source of this 544-nucleotide messenger RNA. The record is from the annotation of a GenBank genome assembly. NCBI's taxonomy places the organism in Eukaryota, Metazoa, Arthropoda, Insecta, Diptera, Chironomidae.
CAAUUCAUGUAAAAAUUCAAGCAAAAAUUAAAGUAUUCAGUGAGUAUAAAAAUGUAGUCGAAAUUUGUAAAAUUCAUCAUCAUCUGCUUGAAGCUCAAAGUAGAAUCAAGUCAAUAUAAAUCCUUAAAAAACCAAAAAUUUUAAAAUCAUGAAAUUGGUUUUUGUUAUUGCUGCAAUCUUCAUCAUUGGAACUAAUGCAGGAUCUCCAAGCUUUACUCCAAUGUCUUCAUCAAUUCCAUCGAUUGCACCACCACAAUCUUGUGCUGAUAUCAAGUCGCUCAUUGAACAAUUAAGUGCUGAUAUUCGUGAACUUCUAAAACAACAAGUUUUGCUUCAUCCAAGAUUACUCGAUCUUAAUGAUAUAGCUAAUGGAAACUUCUUGCUUAACAUUCUCAGCAACAUCUUGUCAGGAAACGAAAUUUUGACUUUUGAUAACAUUUUGUUGCAUUCCAUCCUCAGCCCAAACAUUGUUAUAGGAAAAACUGACUUUGGAUUCGACAUCAAUUCCACUUGGGGAUGCUUGAUUGAUAUCUUCUCAGCUUGA